AUGCCUGUGAUGCUCCCUUCCACCGACCGGGGCCAGGACUCGCGCGUUGGGGCACCAGAAUGGCGCCAGGCGGCCAAGGCUACGUCUCGCAAGGCACACCUUCUGACCGAUCGCUGUGGGCAGGAGGCAGUGACCAUGUGGCAGCCCAAGGACAGUGUGCUGGACCCGAACGUGGCGCACCACCUGGGCCGAGCCGCAUACAUGGAACCCUGGCGCUUUCGGGUAGAGAUGCUCAAAGGAGGCGGCACCCUGGAAAAGCCACCGCCCGGAGAAGGCGUCACCCUAUGGAAAGGGAAGAUGAAGCCCCCUGCCUGGUACGCGCGCCUACCGCUGCCUAUGCAUCGCGACGCGCGUGCCCAGCAAACCGCCGAGGUGGUGCACGCGCACGCACGCGGGGCGCGCCUCACCGCCGCCCGCCUGGGCCGGGCGCAGCACCAGAUCAAUGGGCAGCUGCGGCUGCUGCUGCGCCAGCGCGAGGCCACCGACCGCAGGCUCAGCGAGGUGCGCAAGGGCCUGCUCAUCAAUCAGCAGAGCGUCAAGUUGCGGGGCUACCGACCCAAGUCUGAGAAGAUCCCAGAUAAAGCUGACAACAUGCUUGUCUGGGAGAAAGGGGAGCUGAAGUCCAUGAAGAGAAAAAUGGAGAAAGACAUGGAAAAGUCGGAGGCCUUGCUCAAGGCUCUGGCCUCCUGCAGGGACACUCUGGACUUCUACUGUCAGGAAAGGCUGCAAGCUGUGGGACUCAUGAACCAGCCACUGGACAAGGUUCUGGAGCAGGCUGGCCGGCACUCCUGGGUAGACAUCACCCGACCCCCGACUCCUCGAACUCAGGGCUUGAAAACGCCUCCUCCUGACCCCGUUGGCACGUACACCCCAGCAUGCGCUAAGGCCUUGUUUGAAGCCAAGCGUUUGUUGAUGGAGUCCAAGGACAUCUUAACAGAGAUGGCAAAGAACGAGGCAGACAUUCAAAAUCAACAACAGCAGAUAAGCGACCGCGUAUGCAACACGCUGGCACAGAAGAUGCGCGAGACCUUGGAGUUGAAGGAAAGAAUGACCAUGACUUUAGGGCUAAUGAGGGGAACUAUCCACCGGUGCAUGAAGUUCAAUCAAGAGAUGUACGUCACGCGGGGCAUCAUCAAGGGUCCUCUGUUGAAAAGAAACCUGGAGGCGCGAGAGAAACUGAACAGACCCUUGGUUCGCAUGUAUCAGAGACAUGUGGGCACCCAGCUCCCGGAGGCAACUCGCCUCGCCCAGGGUACUGACCUGCUGACCCGCCACAACUUGCACAUGGAAAAGAACUUAAAAGAGCUCCGUACAACCCACGACAACCUCGCCUGGAGCCUCAACUGCAAAAAGAUAGGGCACGAUGUGGACUACGAUGUGGUGCGUCUGCGCCUACGCCAGCGCCACCCGCACGUGUGCUACGAGCAGGCGCAGCGCCUGGUCAGCGACUGGGACCCUCGCACACCACAGCGCAGCCAAACCAAUACCGCCUCCAAGUGA
This is a messenger RNA of Apodemus sylvaticus (European woodmouse), 1500 nucleotides long. RefSeq names its product coiled-coil domain containing 105 (gene Tektl1). The record is from RefSeq and is a predicted model, not a curated record. Lineage: Eukaryota; Metazoa; Chordata; Mammalia; Rodentia; Muridae. The transcript is spliced from 7 exons. Bases 1 to 1500 code for a protein of 499 amino acids.